AUGGGAUGCCAAUUUGCUGUGCAGGUGAUCAAAGGAAGAUGGUUCACAGUGUUUGCAUCGUUUCUGAUCAUGGCUGGGGCAGGUGCCACUUAUCUGUUUGGUUCAUAUUCGAAAGACAUCAAGUCCACUCUUGGCUAUGAUCAAUCAACUCUCAACUUGCUUGGCUUCUUCAAGGACCUUGGUGCAAACGUGGGAGUCCUGGCAGGCCUAAUAGGUGAAGUAACUCCAACUUGGUUUGUUCUCCUAGUUGGCUCUGCCAUGAAUUUUGUAGGGUAUUUCAUGAUUUGGCUUGCUGUCACCGGAAAAAUAGCCAAACCUAAAGUCUGGCAGAUGUGCUUUUACAUAUGUGUUGGGGCCAAUUCUCAGAAUUUUGUAAACACAGGAGCUCUUGUCACUUGUGUCAAGAAUUUCCCAGAAAGUAGAGGGGUCAUGCUUGGUUUAUUAAAGGGUUUUACAGGGCUUAGUGGUGCAAUAUUCACCCAAAUUUACUUGGCCAUUUACCCAAAUGAUUCGAAGUCUUUGAUUCUCUUAAUUGGUUGGCUUCCUACUGCUCUUUCAGUCAUUUUUGUCUACACCAUUCGCCCAAUGAAAGUUGUCAGGCAACAAAAUGAGCUCAGGGUCUUCUACCACUUCCUCUAUAUUUCACUUGCACUUGGAGUUUUCCUCAUGGUUAUGACUUUACUUGAAAGAACGAUUACUUUCUCUAAGGCUGCCUAUGCAGGAAGCACCACUGUUAUUUGUAUGAUCAUGUUCAUGCCUCUUGGAAUUGCAAUCAGAGAAGAGCUUGCACUGUGGAAUCUCAAGAAACAACUUGUUGAUUCUCCAGUUGUGGAGGUGAGAAUUAAUAAACAACCAAACACAAUUCCAGAAAUUCCAGAAUUAGAUUCGAUCCCACCCAAUUCCUCAUCAGGCCAGGAAAAGAAAGCACAGAUUACUACUGCUAAUACUAGUGACACUGACACUACAUGUUUUUGUGGUGACAUAUGCAAUAAACCAGAAAGAGGGGAAGACUAUACAAUAUUACAAGCACUUUUGAGUGUGGAUAUGAUUAUUCUAUUCAUUGCAACAUUCUGUGGCUUGGGGUCAAGUUUGACAGCAAUAGACAAUUUGGGGCAGAUUGGUGAGGCUCUGGGAUAUCCCACAAAGACAGUAGGCACUUUUGUGUCAUUAGUGAGCAUUUGGAACUAUUUUGGGAGGGUCUUUUCUGGUUUUGUAUCUGAAAGCCUAAUGGUGAAGUGGAAAAUCCCUAGAACACUCAUGAUGACCUUCAUGCUGAUUCUAUCAUCUAUUGCAUAUAUGUCCAUAGCCUUCCCAUUUCCUGGUUCAAUUUAUAUGGCUUCAGUCAUGAUUGGGGUUUCUUUUGGUGCUCAAUUGACUCUGCUCUUCACCAUCAUAUCUGAGCUAUUUGGGCUCAAGUACUAUGCUACAUUGUUCAACUGUGGACAAUUAGCGAGUCCUCUCGGGUCUUACAUUCUCAAUGUGAAGGUCACCGGGUGGCUCUAUGAUCAAGAAGCUCUGAAGGCGCUGACGAAGAAAGGGAUGACAAGAUCUUCAGUGAAGGAACUGAUUUGUAUUGGGGCUCAGUGUUAUAGGAUAUCCUUUACAAUUUUGGCAGGUAUUACAUUCUUAGGUGCUCUUGUUUCAGUGGUUCUGGUGGUUAGGACAAGAGAGUUCUACAAAGGUGAUAUAUACAAGAAGUAUAGAGAAGAUGUAUAA
Messenger RNA from Argentina anserina (silverweed cinquefoil), 1716 nucleotides. Its product is annotated as protein NUCLEAR FUSION DEFECTIVE 4-like. The transcript has a single exon. Gene Ontology annotation, cellular component: membrane. The coding region runs from base 1 to 1716 and encodes 571 amino acids. NCBI's taxonomy places the organism in Eukaryota, Viridiplantae, Streptophyta, Magnoliopsida, Rosales, Rosaceae. The record is from RefSeq and is a predicted model, not a curated record.